AUGCAGGAUUCGCCCACUGCCCUGGCGAUGGAUGGCUACUCCAGUAACGUCCCCGCGUUUCUCACCAAGCUGUGGACGCUGGUAGAAGACCCCGAGACCAACCACCUUAUCUGCUGGAGCAUCAACGGCACCAGCUUCCAUGUCUUUGAUCAGGGACGUUUUGCCAAGGAAGUGCUGCCCAAGUAUUUCAAACACAACAACAUGGCCAGUUUUGUCCGACAGCUGAACAUGUAUGGUUUUAGGAAGGUGGUGAACAUUGAACAAGGUGGUCUUGUCAAACCGGAGCGAGACGACACAGAAUUUCAGCAUCUUUAUUUCCUCCAGGGCCACGAGCACCUCUUGGAACAUAUCAAAAGAAAGGUGUCAGUUGUGAAAAGCGAAGAAACGAAGAUGCGCCAGGAGGACCUGAGCAGACUGUUGUACGAAAUCCAAGUCCUCAGGAACCAGCAAGAGACGAUGGAAUGCCAAGUGCAGGACAUGAAGCAGCAGAAUGAAGUGUUGUGGAGGGAAGUGGUGUGUCUCAGGCAGAAUCAUUCACAACACCAGAAAGUGAUCAAUAAGCUGAUUCAGUUUUUGUUUGGCCAGCUCCAGUCAAACCCCAGCAGCACUGGAAUAAAGAGAAAACUCAGACCUCUCAUGCUGGAUGAUGGGAAUCCUGUUCCACAAAUGACUAAGUACAGAAGACAUUUGUCUCUGGAUCCUCUUCACGAUUCCUAUUUCAUUCAGUCGCCGUCUGCAGAGCCUGCCUCACGCUUGAGCAACAAUCCUGCCGUCGCCGGAGGGCCGAUCAUAUCGGACGUUACCGAAGCCUCACAGUCUAAUGCUGUGAUCAUGCAGCCGCCUCCUGAGGUUGAGAGACCAGAAAUGGCCGAUCCUUUGGAGGGUGCCGACUUGACUCUGGAAGGCCUUCAGAUCCUGCUGAGGAGCCAGCAGUACAACCUGGAAGCCGCAAAUCCUUUGGAGGUCUUCAACCCCACUCUGUCUGCAAGUGAAUGGAAUCUGAAUGAAGUGGAGGCCAGUUUAUCUUCGUUAGUCUUACCGCUGACCACCUUUGCAAGGUUAUUCAGAUAA
Pogona vitticeps (central bearded dragon) is the source of this 1071-nucleotide messenger RNA. Lineage: Eukaryota; Metazoa; Chordata; Lepidosauria; Squamata; Agamidae. The record is from RefSeq and is a predicted model, not a curated record.